UUGCAUCAUUCCUUUUUCAACGUAUACACUGUGACACCCUUUUUCUCCGCCGGUACUGUUUCUGGUCAUUUCGGUAGCAUUUUUUGUGAAUCUCUAGUUUCUAACAGUAACCAUAAUGGAAACAUUGUAUAGUGUUCCGUUUAUGCUGUUUGAGGUGCCUAAUCUCAAGUUGAAGAAGCCCUCCUGGUUCCAGCAGCCGUCAGCUAUGACGGUGUUUUCAUUUGUUCUGUUAUCUUAUUUUCUAGUCACUGGUGGAAUUAUCUAUGAUGUAAUAGUCGAGCCUCCGAGUGUAGGAUCCACAACUGACGAACAUGGUCACUCUCGUCCUGUAGCCUUCAUGCCAUACCGAGUGAAUGGACAGUACAUCAUGGAAGGAUUGGCCAGUAGCUUUCUGUUUACAAUCGGUGGCCUUGGGUUUAUAAUCAUGGAUCAAACGCACACUCCGGGAAAACCUAAACUCAACAAAAUCCUCCUAAUUUCGAUGGGAUUCAUCUUUAUCCUGGUAUCGUUUUUCACAACAUGGAUUUUCAUGCGUAUGAAACUGCCUGGAUAUUUGCAACCUUAAAACAGUUCACUUUGCUUUUAAUUAAGCAUAUUUUAUUGUGCGUAAUAAUUACACGAGUACGAAUGACAUAAAUAAACGUUCUUAUUCACAAAUAUCUAAUAUCUGGCGAGCAGUACAAUAUGUUUUUAUAGAAAAGAGA
Armigeres subalbatus is the source of this 704-nucleotide messenger RNA. Its product is annotated as putative oligosaccharyltransferase complex subunit CG9662. NCBI's taxonomy places the organism in Eukaryota, Metazoa, Arthropoda, Insecta, Diptera, Culicidae. Gene Ontology annotation, cellular component: oligosaccharyltransferase complex. The record is from RefSeq and is a predicted model, not a curated record. The transcript is spliced from 3 exons. The coding region runs from base 116 to 565 and encodes 149 amino acids.